Messenger RNA from Aspergillus aculeatus ATCC 16872, 2140 nucleotides. RefSeq names its product histidine phosphatase family protein. Bases 431 to 1855 code for a protein of 474 amino acids. The transcript is spliced from 4 exons. Gene Ontology annotation, biological process: dephosphorylation. Gene Ontology annotation, molecular function: phosphatase activity. Lineage: Eukaryota; Fungi; Ascomycota; Eurotiomycetes; Eurotiales; Aspergillaceae. The record is from RefSeq and is a predicted model, not a curated record.
CGCCAACUGUGCCCGGCGCCCGCAGUACUCAGUUCCACUUCCCUUUCCCUUUCCCUUUCCUUCUUUCUCCCUUCCCUCUCUCUUCUACCCUCUUCCAUUCACCACCCCAUGCAUGGUCCGUGGGUAAACUAGCGUUCAUCGCUAACAGCCGUUGAUAUUCAUCUCCAAGACCUAGCCUAUCUGAUAUCCUACAUCAUGGACGUGCGAGAUCCGAUCUCCAUCCCCUCGGCUACCGCCAUGCCCACGUGGGGAAUCGCGGUUUGGGAGUGGCAGCUCACCAUCGAUCCCCGCAACGCGCGCAACCUCCACCCUCAGAAUCCGACCCCUUGGUGAACUCCCUCGCCAAGAGCCGCCUGCUGAAGGGCUCUGAAGGACUCUGGUGGACGUGCUAUAAGAAGCUACCAUUUGCGCCCGUAUCGACAGCGUGGCCAUGUCUAUCAGCAUUUAUGAAGGCCUCAGCGACAUGAUCUCCCUUCUGUUUACCCUCUUGACCUCCUCGGUCGCGGCGCGCGACACUUUCUAUCCACCACUCAAUCACACCACCUUCAUAACCAAUACCUCGCUGGGAACCUAUGGGGGUAUCUACUCCGCGCCCGCCGAUCAGGCCAGUCCGCCGUCUGCUGAGGAGGUCUACAAUUAUUGCUCAAUGCCCCACCCCCGAGCCGACACCUACACUUUACCACCUCCCAUCGCCAAUGGGUCCGUGUCCGGUCGCUUGGUCUACCUCGAAUACUUGCAGCGACAUCAACGCAGGACUCCCUACAAUAUUCUUCCGGGCGGCGAGAACCAAGCAUACAACUGCAACAACGUGCAGCCCUUCCUGUACCUUGCGCCGACGUCCGGAAACCCCUCGCCACUUUCCGUUUACGCGCAGUCAUACUCCGAUCCGACGAACCCGUUCUUAGACAGCUAUGUCAAUGGGUCCUGCCAAUAUCCACAACUCACAGUCGGAGGCUUCUUGGACGGUUAUCAACACGGUCGCAAUCUUCGGGAAGUGUACCUGGAGCAAUUACAGCUCAUCCCGUCGGCUCCGAACGAGGAUAAUGGCAGAAAGGUGUGGCUCCGCAGCAGUAGCUCCGCCCUGACGCAGGAAUCUGCGGGCGGAGUGCUGAGAGGAAUGUGGCCUGAUUACCAUGGGUCUUUGCCGCUGCACCAGCAGGCCUCCAGCAUUGACACAGUCGACCAGGGGUUCUCUUGUUCCGCACGGAGCGACCUGCUGUCCGCCAUUGAAUCCACCCCGGUGUGGGAAGAGCAUCUGUCGGUUACGGCGUCGCUUCGCACCAAGCUAGCCGACAUGUUCGAUGCCAACACUUCGAGCUGGACCUCCACCUUCGAUCACUUUGCCGACAACUUCCAAGGCCGACUGUGCAACGGCUACCAACUACCAUGUAGCCUUCAGAAUGAGUCCCAGUGCGUGACCCAACAGCAGGCGGACGAGGUUUUUCGGGCUGGUGACUGGGAGUGGAACUACUGGUGGAGACACAAUGCCAACGCCACACGGUACAUUCAGCUUGUGGAGGGGCUGUUCAUUGGCGAGAUUGUGCAACACCUGGAAGCGGUGGCUACAGGCAGCUCGGCUCUGGUCUACAGCCACAAUUUCGUGCAUGACGGGGACUUGGGGCCGGUGCUGGGUGCAUUGGGAAUUCGAGCGCUGCGCUGGCCGGGGAUGGGAUCGAACAUCGCCAUCGAGAUUUGGGAGACUGCCGACUCGGAGCACUACGCACGGGUCUUGUACAGUGGACGGGCCAUCGAGACAAUUCACGGCACGCUGGACUGGAUCCCGCUGGCGUCUUUGAUUGAUAUUCUAAGGCCGUUCAUCCCUGACGACAUCGUCUCCUUAUGUGAGACGGUCUGACCUGUCAUCCGAUGUUGUUUUGGACGUCAGGAGUGGUAGCGAGUGUAUAGUUGAACAACAAAAUGUUUGCUAUACACGAGGUUUUGUCCAGAAUCGACUCAAGGUCUCACUUGAGAUGACUUAGUUCAACAAUCUGCUAUCAUUUGGUCCGAGAAUUGGCAAUUCUUAUUCCGACAAGUCAUUCCUGCAAAUCAAUGUACAUAUACUGUACUUACCGAAAGGAUGUUCAGAUCAAGAACCCUAUAAUAUCACCGACAAAACUCCUAAAUCGUACAAUCAGGGUCU